CCCUCCUGUCUGUCAGUCGGCCCUGGGUGAGUGAGUGACCAUGGAGUGGUUAGUGUCUGCUGUAGAGAAGGACCUCGGGGUGGACCGGCGUCAGAUGGGUCCAGGGCCCCGGCCUCAAGAGCUGGUAGCCCUGGUGCCCACCCGCUGGGUGAUGGGUCUGAGGGAGAGGAGGGUCACUCUCUGCGCCCGUUUGGAGAGCACUAGCGAGACUGAGAUUCGCACCUACCUCCAGCGCUCCCUGGUGAAGCUGCCUCCUGGCUGGACCCGAGUCUGCAUCCAAGGCCUGAGGAAGGGCAAACUCAGCUACAGGCUGGCCAGGGAGCCUGGCUGCCAACUAGACCCACACGAUUCUUUCAUGAAGACCAUGCAAGGGGUUUCACAGUGUAAUUUCAGGAACCUGUGGCGCGAGGCUCAUCGCAGCCAUGUGCAGCCCUAUGCAGGGGCUACAGAGCUGAUGCAUGUGGCUGCCAUAGAUGCUGUGCGCCAAGCACUGCAGAAGCUCUUCUGCUCCACUCUCGUCUCCAUCCCCGUGUCGCCAUCAAUCUCCCCAGCAAGAGACAAAGAAAAAGACAACCCAUUCUCCCCAAGCGGCUCCUUCUCUCAUCACCCCACAGACCAUCUGUGUCCCAACAUCCUCCCUGCUGAAUGCCUGCUGGAGUCAGCAGAGAUCCUCUACGUGGUUCUCCCGUACACCCAGUACUCACUCCAUGACAUCGUUACCUACAGCCCAGCCAAGCUGGCCAACAGCCAUGCCAAAGUGCUGUUCAUCAUCUAUCAGUUACUGAUUGCUUUGAAGGCCUGUCAGGCAUCAGGGUUGUCCUGUGGAGAGCUGUCCCUGCAGGACAUUGCGGUGGAUGAGCAGCUCUGCAGCCGCCUCAAGGUCAGCCUGGCCCACUACGAAGAGCUAGGGGAGGACAGAGAGGCUGCGGAGCAAGUGCCCAGAAGCGUGGCAUUGAGGGACAAUGGCCCGGGUGUGAACAGUGACUGUGAAGAGAGCCUCUGCAAGAGUUGUUUCCAUGAGCUCAAGACUCUGGCCCUGGACUGGGUCCAUGGGAGAGUCAGCAACUUCCGCUAUCUGAUGGAGCUCAACAGGUUGGCUGGUCGGCGAGAGGGAGACCCUAACUAUCACCCGGUCCUGCCCUGGGUGGUAGACUUCACUGUGCCGUACGGGAGGUUCCGGGACCUCCGGCGAUCCAAGUUCAGACUGAAUAAAGGAGACAAGCAGCUGGACUUCACCUAUGAGAUGACCAAAGAGGCCCUGGCGGCAGCAGUGGCUAAUGGCAGUGGAGCGGGCAGUGUCUUUGGGGACUUGGGUCUGGGCGGGUCUGUUGGCGCCGGUGCGUCAGGGCAGUCUGAACACCUGCACGUGCCCCAUCACAUCUCCGAUGUGUUGUCAGACAUCACCUACUACGUCUACAGGGCCCGGCAGACCCCUAGAUCAGUGCUGUGCAGCCACGUCAGGUCCCAGUGGGAACCCAAUGAGUACCCGGCCAGUAUGGAGCGCAUCCAGAGCUGGACGCCCGAUGAGUGCAUCCCAGAGUUCUACACGGACCCCUCCAUAUUCCGCUCCAUUCACCCCGACAUGCCGGACCUAGAAGUUCCCCCAUGGUGCAAAACCUAUGAGGAUUUUAUCGAGGUCCACAGGCGCCUCCUGGAGAGCCGAGAGGUGUCUCAACAGCUGCACUACUGGAUCGACCUGACAUUCGGAUACAAACUGUCCGGUAAAGAAGCCGUCAAGGCCAAGAAUGUGUGCCUGCACCUGGUCGACAACCAUAGUCACCUGACCAGCUACGGGGUUGUCCAGCUGUUCGACCAGCCACACCCGCCCCGCCUGGCCCCUUACCAGUACCCUCCGCCUGAACCCCCCCUCCUGGUUCCUGCCACACCCGCUGGGCCCUCUCUACACAUUCCACCUCUAGACCCAAUGGCGAACGCUGUGGACGGAAUGGUUCCGGAGGCCACUGGGUGUGAGUCCAGUGGCUGGACCACUGUGGACCGAGAUGAGGAGCUAGAACAAGGCAUGGAGGCUCUGGACUCACUCAGUGGAGGGACCUCCGCUACCACCGCCACUGCGUCUGUCCCUCUGCCCCUUAUUGGCACACCGGGGUCCGGGGGGAAGACUGGGCCAGAACAGCCAGCCAUGGUGGUGUCCCAGUCCCCCGGCUCUUUCCCCGGUGAGGGGGCAGCGGGUAAUGUCGCCAGCACCCUGGGCUCUGGCGUACGCAGUGCAAUGUUACAGAGAGGAGGCACCAUGAGCAAGAAGCAUGGGGAGGGGAGUUUGAGUGCCCCGUCAGAAGACCUCAAGAUCAAUCUUCCUGAGGGCUUCUGUCCCCUUCAACCUCUGGAAGAGCUGGAGAAACUGAACAACUUCCUGGUGAAGAGCCUGCAUGCACAAGUAUGGCACCAGUCAGACUCGAGCAAGGACAAGCAAGGAGCAUUGGAAUGUCUGCCCUCUUUAACGGACCUCUACCAGAGGGACAUGCAGGCUCUGGGUGUACUCAUAGCAGAGAUCUUCUACUCCUCUAAACUGCGGGGUGUUAAACCAGGCACCCCUCUGAGGGAGCGCUUCCAGGGUGUGAUCAAGCUGUGUUCUGCCAACCUGCGUGAUGUCCCGCUGCCCCUGCAUCACGCUCUGGAGACACUGCUAAACCUACGCCGGCACUCCUCAAAAGCCCAUUUUGAAGAAACGAUGUGUCCUCGGCCUCUUCUUUUCAAGUAUGACCCUGUUUUCGAGGGUCUCCCACCUCCAAACCCCUGUCAGUUACUCAGCCCCAUCCUCUCUCCGUUACCUUUCCCCACUUAUUUCCCAGCCCUCCAUGAUUUCAUAUACUCAUACCAUUCCAAUAUGGAAGCCACCUGCACCCUCCAGGGCCGUGAUGUGGUCUUUCACCUAUGGCAACAGCUGGAGAAACUGUUACAGGGAGUUAUCACAGCAGAAGGGCUGGAGAUCCUCCUACCCUUUGUGUUGGCACUUAUGCUGGAGGAGUCCACUGCUGUGUAUGCUGCCUGGUACCUCUUUGAGCCUAUUUCUAGGGUGUUGGGGCCAAGAAACGCUGCCAAGUACCUCCUGAAGCCUCUGGUCAGUGUAUAUGAGAACCCGCGGUGCCUUAGAGGCCGCUUCUACCUAUACACAGACUGCUUUGUUCUGCAGCUGAUUGUCAGACUGGGCCUGCAGGCUUUCCUAUCCAGCCUCCUGCCACACGUGCUACAGAUCAUCACUGGCUUUGAGAGCUGCAGCUCAGGCUCCGGGCCCCAGUGGGAGGUCAGCAAAGGUCUGAGGGGCGGGGCGUGUGACCUGGGCGAGGAGGAAGAGGAGGACUACCAGGAGGGCAGGCCGUCCUCUGGAUCUGUGAGCGGGAAGGUGGGGGCGGGCAGUGGUGGUGCUGGGGGUGUAGGUGUCGGGGGAGACCCGGGGCUGGUGGAUUAUUCGUCAGGCAUCAGCCUCAACGACCAGGUGUUCCUGUCUGAGGGCGAGGACUUCCAGAACGGCUUCUACGUCAACAACGGGGCAGGGGGAGCCUCCGGGGUGAAACAGCCCAGCCAGAACUCCGCCGCGGCCGUGGGCAAAGAACAGGACCAGGAGUCUUUGAGUGUGGGGAAACUGAGCGACAAGAGCAGUGCCAGCGAGGUCUCCAUUGGGGACGCCGACUCCACAAGGGACAGAGCCAGCCUGAAGUCCGCUGACAGCAGCCAAGACCUGAAGCAGGCCAGCGAAGAGGAGGGAGGGGAGCUGGAGGAGGAGGAGGAGGAGACUGAGACUGAGGAGAGGGCGGCGGGAGACGACGGGCCCGGCCUGGGGAUGACUCUGUCUGGGAGCACUGAGGAGACUGUGGCCACCCUGGAGGGGGACUUUGUGAACGGUGUGGAGCUGGAAGACACAGGGCGGAAAGACAUGGGGGAGGAGGAGGAUGACCCAUCAGAGGACUCGGGGCAGAAAGAGCACAAGAUCCUUCUAGACACGGUCUGCAAGACCGUUAGAUGGCUGUCUGCCAAGCUUGGACCGACGGUGACCUCUCGAUAUUUGGCCAGAAAUCUGUUGCGGCUGCUCACCACCUGCUACAUUGGCCCUGAGAAACACCAGUUUGUGGCUCUUGUGGUGUCUGAGGAGAACGGCCUGGAGAGUGUUGGCCUGGGCAGUGUGUAUGAAAGGAAGCCUGUGGUCGGAGACCAGACUGCAGGGCCGGUUCUGGACUGUCUCAUCUACAUUGCACACCUUUACGGAGAGCCUGUACUCACCUACCAAUACCUCCCCUACAUCGGAUACUUGGUGUCUCCGCCGGUGUCGUGUCGUCUGAACACCCGGAAGGAGGCAGGUCUGCUGGGAGCCGUGGUUCUGACCCAGAAGAUUAUAGUGUUCUUGUCUGACUCCACCUUAAUGGACAUGCUAAUGAAAAUCAACCAGGAUGUCCUGCUGCCUCUUUUAGACCUGCUCACCUCACCCAGGAUGGGGUUCCCCAGCGGAGUGCAAACACGUUCAGCUGUGUGUCUGAAGACCCUCAGUCUCAUGGCUCUCAUCUGUCUGCGUAUCGGCAGGGAGAUGGUGCUGCAACACAUGGCUGACACCCUGCAACGCUUCUUCGCUGUCUUCUCUCUGCUGCACUGCCUACAGGGACAGAUGGAGACUGCCCCCCGCAGGGAAGUGGGAGAAUGCACCUUGAUGGAUGUGUGUAUGCCAGAGGGGUCGGCGGUGACGUGUGAGCUGGGGGUUCUGGAGGAGCUGCAAGCCGUCUUUAACGCUGAGAUGGCCUACGCCUCAUAUAUUCCCUUCUACUGCCUUGUAGGUGAUGUGGCGAUACGUAAGCUGGUUACCAACCACGAGCUGGUUUGGAGGUUGGCCCAGACCUACCACUCUAAGGUGAGCCCUGGCAGUCCCGAUGCCAACCCCCCAGCAGGCUCCAAGGAAAGGGUAGAGAUGCCCCCCACAACCAUGGCCCCCUCCCCUGGCAUGGGACGCCAUGUGGGCCGCAGCCCCUUCCCUGCCCCCUACAACACUUCCACCCCCCUGGGGUCGGACACCCUCCCCGAGUCGGGUACCUUUGGCAGCCACCUGGUGGGCAACCGCAUCCAGGUGGCCCGGGACUCUGAGCCGGGGGCUGGGAGCCCCAACCUGGGCUCGUUAGACAACUGGGGCCAUCCCCGGCCCGGUCACGCCCAGUCUGUCAUCCCGGCUGCCUCCACCUUCACUGCUCCCUCCCUGGGCCCGUCCUCCUUCUCCUCCUCCUCCUGGGUGGUGGGUCCUACCCCUGAGGACAGCGCUCUCAAACAGGAGCUCCCUCGCAGCGGUCGAUCUCUGCAGGGCAACUGGCUGGCCUACUGGCAAUACGAGAUCGGCCUCAACCAGCAGGACCCCCACUUCCACUUCCACCAGAUCCGCCUGCAGAGCUUCCUGGGUCACUCGGGGACCGCCAAGUGUUUAGCGCCGCUGGCUGGGGAGGACUACUUCCUGUCUGGCAGUAAGGACAAGACGGUGAAGCUUUGGCCCCUCUAUAACCACGGCGACGGGACGCAGGAGGUGGAGCCCCGGCUGACCUACACGGAACACAAGAAGUCUGUGUUUUACGUUGGCCAGCUGGAGGCUCUGCAGGAGGUGGUCAGCUGUGAUGGCACGGUUCACCUCUGGGACCAGUUCACAGGUAAACCGAUCCGCUCUUAUGAGGCUCUGGAUGGGAAAAACCCGAUCACGGCGGUGACCACUAUGCCCGCCCCUCACUGUAGCGUGGUGUUUGGGAGUGCGGACUCUGUCCUCCGCUUCAUAGACCCACGCAAACCAGGCCUGCAGCAUGAGUUCCGGCUGGCAUACAACAAUGUGAGCGCGGGCCUCAUUCGUUAUCUGGCGGUCAGCCCUGGGGGCCGCACUGUGGCGGCAGGCUUCUCCUCCGGCCUCAUCGUCCUUCUGGAUGCCCGGACAGGCCUCGUGCUGAGGGGCUGGCCCGCUCACGAGGGAGAUAUCCUGCAAAUGAAGGCAGCUGAGGGAAAUCUGGUCAUCAGUUCGUCCACUGACCACACCCUGACUGUGUGGAAGGACUUGGAGCACAAGCCUCUCCAGCAGUACAAGUCUCCAUCAGACCCCGUCCACGCCUUCGACCUGUAUGGGGCAGAGAUCGUGGCGGGCACCGUGGCCAACAAAAUCGGGGUGUACUCCAUGAUGGACAUCUCUGCUGGCCCCGCCAGCAGCACCAAGCUAAGCUCUGAGAACUUCCGUGGGACCCUCACCAGCCUGGCUGUGCUUCCCACCAAGAGACUCCUGCUGCUGGGUUCAGAGAAUGGGGCCAUCAGGCUCCUAGCUUAGGCAUAACAUAUAACACACUGGCUCGGCUAGGUGUAGAACCUGUCUGUAUUCUGAGCCUCUUUCAGCUUCUUGUGUGGGUCCAAGGCAAGUUGCAGGGUCCUUAAAACAGUGUUUUAUAUUGGAGAGAGCACUACUACAGUAAUAAGGAGCCUCAAACUCAGAGGACUUUAGACUUCUGAUCUGCUGUAGUCAACUAGGUGAAGUUAAGACGCUUUGUUAUAUGACUCAUUUUUGGAUAGAUCUACCAUGAGUGGCAAUGAAAAGAAGUUUUAGCAUUCAUCUAUAAAUCCUGUAUUGCAAAAUAAUACAUUCCUUGUCUAGGUCAAUAUUACAUUUGAAAGAAUUGUGUAGAAGAACUGCUCAACAAGGUGGAGCCUAAUGUGUUUCUGAUGUAGUGUUUGCACUUUCCAAAUAGAUGCAUACCUGUCAUACCAACCAAUACCAAAAAUAUUUUCAUCUCAUGUUCCCACACCUAGAAUCAUCAUCAUUAUAUUAGAUUGGACUUUGCUUUUGAUGCACUGAAUAACUAUGCAGUAUUUGUGUGCGUGCGUGCGUGCGUGCGUGCGUGUGUGUGUGUGUGUGUGUG
Messenger RNA from Esox lucius (northern pike), 6875 nucleotides. It is a transcript of the gene wdr81, whose product is annotated as WD repeat domain 81. Lineage: Eukaryota; Metazoa; Chordata; Actinopteri; Esociformes; Esocidae. Gene Ontology annotation, cellular component: mitochondrion. Gene Ontology annotation, biological process: aggrephagy. The record is from RefSeq and is a predicted model, not a curated record. Bases 41 to 6289 code for a protein of 2082 amino acids. The transcript has 11 exons. Gene Ontology annotation, molecular function: protein binding; phosphatidylinositol 3-kinase regulator activity.